This is a messenger RNA of Grammomys surdaster, 915 nucleotides long. It is a transcript of the gene Mpc1l, whose product is annotated as mitochondrial pyruvate carrier 1 like. Bases 268 to 762 code for a protein of 164 amino acids. The transcript has a single exon. Gene Ontology annotation, biological process: pyruvate import into mitochondria. The record is from RefSeq and is a predicted model, not a curated record. Gene Ontology annotation, cellular component: mitochondrial inner membrane. Lineage: Eukaryota; Metazoa; Chordata; Mammalia; Rodentia; Muridae.
CAUUGCCAUGGAGUUACAGGCCGGAUGAACCGAAGAGAAGAGGGCUGGGUCAUCACUGCACCGGGUAGCUUGUAGAGCCCUCAGUGCCUCGCCUUUGCAAGGGUCUGGGUGUAGGAAGAGCAACAAGCUACAUAAAGCCCCUCCCCUUCCACAGCAAUCAUACUGAAGGGCGCAUGUGCACAGGUCCUAUGGGUACGGCCGUAAGCCACUUCUUUCCUUGCCCAAAGCCGCACAGCAGCUGAGCACAUCAGCAGCACGUGAACUGGUAUGCUUUAUGGCAGAGGCGCGAAAGCACGAAGCAGCUUGGCCAUUGCUGCGUCAGGAUCUUCUGCGUGGUCGGCAUUCCGUGCUCAAUUGUUGGCUGGCAGCUUGGCCGUUGGCACUUCUCCGACUGAGGCAACCAUGGCGGGAGUACUAGCGCUAAUGCGGAAAACCCGAGAUUAUAUUAAGACCAAGGAGUUUCGGGAUUAUAUAACCAGCACCCACUUCUGGGGUCCUGUGGCCAACUGGGGCCUUCCACUGGCCGCCUUUAAGGAUAUGAAGGCACCUCCCGACAUCAUCAGUGGCCGCAUGACGACGGCCCUCAUCUUCUACUCCAUGGCUUUCAUGCGCUUUGCCUACCGUGUCCAGCCUCGAAACUACCUGCUGAUGGCGUGCCAUUUCUCCAACGUGUUGGCGCAGAGCAUCCAGGCAAGCCGUUACCUGAACCACCACUAUGGUGGCGGAGCCAAAGCCAAAGCCAAAAACCCUCUGGCCAAAUAAGCUUGAUGACUGGGGGGGUGAGAGGGAUAGCCUGAACCAGACUUUGCAGCUUACAAGCACUGGACUCUAUUCCUCCUAAAGAAAAGCCAAGGAAAACUUUGGUUUGCAAACCCAAUUUAAACCUGCAGUUUGGUUAAUUAAAAAAUAAAAAGC